CAUUCAUAAUUCUCUAUGUUAAUUAGGAUACACAAGAAUUUGUUGGGAAAUGGCAAUACACUUGACAUUGCGAAGAGACAACGUAAAGAGUUUCCUCAGUGGUUCAAACGGCAUGUGAAUGAAUUGCGGAAUCAAGGGUCUCCAGAAGCAACUAAUGAGUUAUGGUCAUUGGCCAACGGACCCGGGCCAAUAAUAAACACAUAUUCAGGGUGCAUUUCUAAUGGCGUCCGUUUCCUUACUAUUGAACGGGACAACCGUCAUACAACUCAGAAUAGUGGGGUGGUAGUGGAAGGGGAGCAUGAAGGCCAAACAAUAAACUUUUACGGUUUCUUAACCAAAGUAUGGGAAAUGGCCUAUUUAUUCGGUCAUCGAGUUGUUUUGUUCCAGUGUGAAUGGUACAAUUCUGGUUGUAGUAGAUUUUUUCGGGUUGAUGCACAUUGCUCAAGUAUUGAUGUAAGAAGUCGAUGGUAUAAGGAUGACCCAUUCGUUUUUCCAAGUCAAGUCCAACAAGUUUUCUACAUUGCAGAUACCAAGUUGGGUGAGCAUUGGAAAGUAGUAGAACGAAUUCACCGUCGAGGAAUCUGGAAUGUCCCAGAGACGGAAAGUUUUGAAACCAGCGGGUCUCCCAAUGAAGUUUUCCAGCAGGAAAUAACUACUGAGGUUCCAACAAUUGUCGUUGAAGAUCCUCCCAUCGUAUCCUCUUUGCGGAGAAAUGAUAUUGAACCUGCAAUUACUAGUGAGGAAGAAGAUCAUAGCGAUGAGUAUGAAGAAAACUUAAUGGCUGAUCUAGACGAUGAAGAAGAGGAAGAAAAUCAUAGUGAUUCUGAUGAUGAUUUUGACAUAGAAGCUUAAUGUACCAAGAAAUUUGGUGGUCCCUACUUGUACCUAAGAUUAACUGCUGAAAUUAGUUUUAGCUACUUUGCUGUUGUAUGUGGCCCAUUGAUUUGUCCACUUCAAUUGAUUUUGUUCAUUUCCUAGCCUUGGGGGAUGUCCCUUGGAAGAUCAGAUGUAGGUUUGUGUUGGUGGCUACUAUCUUUUGUGGUUAGCUAGUCACGCUGUGUUCAAGUAGAGAAUUCUAGUGCUGAAUUCAAGUAGUGUUUGCUUCUAAAUCUGUUUCUGUUGGUGGUGGCCAGUUGUGAUUCUAUGCUAACAGGUU
This is a messenger RNA of Rhododendron vialii, 1156 nucleotides long. RefSeq lists its product as uncharacterized. NCBI's taxonomy places the organism in Eukaryota, Viridiplantae, Streptophyta, Magnoliopsida, Ericales, Ericaceae. The transcript is spliced from 2 exons. The coding region runs from base 16 to 852 and encodes 278 amino acids. The record is from RefSeq and is a predicted model, not a curated record.